AUGGCUAUUGUCAAGUGCACCAACCAAGCCUGCGGGAAAGAGUUUGACGAGGAGAAGAAAGAGGAGGGCACUUGUGCUUAUCAUCCCGGAGGGCCUGUCUUUCAUGAAGGAUUAAAGUCCUGGUCGUGUUGCAAAGACACCAACAAGCCCGUGCUCGAGUUUGACGCCUUCAUGAAGCUCCCACCUUGUACAACCGGUACCCACACAUCCGUCCCUCGUGCCACCCCUUCCGUCCCCGCCCAGAAGCCAGACACAUCCAAUUCCGCCCCAGCUAUGACGAGCUCCAAAGACGGUGUCGAGACGUACGGCUCUGUGCCUCCUCCUUCCGCUUCUUCAGGAUCGGGUCCAAAGAUCGAAAAUCAGACACCUGUCCUCCCCACCCCAGCGCCUGCGCCUGCCCCCACAGCGGCCAUAGUAGGGGGUGGAAAGCAGGGAGGGGCAGAGGAGAAGAAGGAGGUGAAAGAAGAGGAGGAUGAUGUCUCGUUGCCCGUGCCCGAAGGUGCGAGGUGUAAGAGGACGGCUUGUGGGGCCGCUUGGGAGGGAGAGGAGGUUUCGAGAGGGGAGGGGGAGAAGGCUACUUGUCGGUAUCAUCCUCAGUCUGCGGUCUUCCAUGAGGGAUCGAAAGGGUACCUGUGCUGCAAGCGGAGGGUGUUGGAGUUUGACGAGUUUAUCAAGAUCAAAGGCUGCAAGGAGGGCAAGCACCUGUUUGUGGGCCAGAAAAAGGACGAGACCAAGGAAGAAUUCGUAAACUGUAGAGUCGACCACUAUCAGACACCUACACAAGUGCACGUAUCUGCAUUUGCCAAAAACGCCGACAAGCAGCUGUCCAAAGUCACAUUCACCGACACGACCCUUCACCUCUCGCUCCAUCUCCCCUCCCUCCGCCGUAUUGAAAAGACCAUCACCCUGUACGGCCCCAUCUCCCCUGCCGACUCGUCCUACCGCAUCCUCGGCACCAAGAUUGAGAUUACCCUCACAAAGCCCAAAGCCGCGAGCUGGCCAGUGUUGGAGCUGCCCCCAGCGGGUACAGAGCUGCCGCCUGGGUAUGCACUGACUUUCGGGGUGAGGGGCAGGACGGGAACGGUUGGCGGUAAAGAAAUCGUUCUAGCGGAAGAAGAGGUCGGAAAGAGGGCCUAG
Messenger RNA from Cryptococcus wingfieldii CBS 7118, 1137 nucleotides. Its product is annotated as CORD and CS domain-containing protein. The record is from RefSeq and is a predicted model, not a curated record. Bases 1 to 1137 code for a protein of 378 amino acids. Lineage: Eukaryota; Fungi; Basidiomycota; Tremellomycetes; Tremellales; Cryptococcaceae. The transcript has 7 exons.